CGUAAUACUCCCGUGAACAAGCUGACUUGUUGGAAAUGCUCGAGGAUCUGGAAGCUCUCUGAUUGCGCACUGGCUGCAGAAUCUGUGGAAUCGUCCAAAGAGAAGAAAAGUGAAGCAAUCGGCACCAGGAGAAUUCACCCAGAGACCAAGACCAGGAGGGUUUGGAUUAUUGAUCAUCUCCCCUUCUACUUCAUUCAAGGUUGUGUUGUGGCAGGACAUUCCUAUAGGGCAGGAGCUGACAUGCCAUUUGGUUGUCUGACACUUGGGGAGAAGAAGGAUUACAACAAUCCCUCAGAGGUGACCGACAAAUAUGACCUCGGACAAAUUGUUAAAUCAGAGGAGUUUUGUGAGAUAUUCCGAGCCAAGGAUAGGAACACCUUGAAAAUGUACACCUGUAAAAAGUUCCACAAGAAGGACGGACGGAAAGUGAGGAAGGCUGCCAAGAAUGAGAUAAUGAUCUUGAAGAUGGUAAAGCAUCAUAACAUCCUCCAGCUGGUUGACACGUUUGAAACUAAGAAAGAGUACUUCCUUUUUCUGGAACUCGCCACAGGCAGAGAGGUCUUUGACUGGAUCUUAGAUCAAGGCUACUACUCGGAGAGGGACACCAGCAAUGUUAUGAGGCAGGUGUUGGAAGCUGUAGCUUACCUGCACUCUCAGAAAAUUGUCCACAGAAAUCUGAAGUUGGAGAACCUGGUGUACUUUAAUCGUUUGAAGCACUCCAAAAUUGUUAUCAGUGACUUUCAGUUGGCAAAACUGGAAAAUGGACUCAUUAAGGACCCGUGUGGGACUCCAGAAUAUCUUGCUCCUGAGGUGGUUGGGAGGCAGAGGUACGGGAGACCUGUUGACUGUUGGGCCAUUGGUGUCAUCAUGUACAUACUUUUGUCUGGAAACCCUCCUUUCUACGACGACGCUGAAGAAGACGACUCUGACAAUCGGGAUAAGAACCUUUUCCUAAAGAUUUUGUCAGGAGACUAUGAGUUUGAUUCACCAUACUGGGAUGACAUCUCAGAUUCUGCCAAAACCUUAGUGGCAUCCUUGAUGGAAGUUGACCAAGAUCAGCGAUUGACUGCACAGGAAGCUAUUGCCCAUGAAUGGAUUUCUGGAAAUGCCGCCUCAGAUAAGAACAUUAAGGACGGUGUUUGUGCACAAAUAGAAAAGAACUUUGCUAAAGCCAAGUGGAAGAAAGCUGUCAGAGUGACCACCCUCAUGAAGAGGCUCAGAGCUUCUGAGCAGGGUGAAUCUGGGGCCUCCGGUCUCGCUGAGGGGGCUGCCGCUGACCCCAACGCACCCAGUGGCACUGCUCCCGCUCUUCCGGCGGGUAAUAGCGUCGCUGCCAGCAUAAAGGCCGCUCUUAGCGAAAAGGCUCCCGACACACAGACUGCCACCAUCACCCAGCCCAGUGCAGCCAGACAGGAGGAGCAGACAGGGUGCAACGGCGACAUCCCUCAAAUGUUGCCACAGAGGAAGGGAGAUUAGUUUAAUAAAUGAAGAGGACCCUUGCAAACCAACAAGCACAUGUGCAGUACAGCCAAUCAAUUUGGCCUGUGAUGAUACCAUGUCUAUGAUGUUUGACUAUCCUGUUUGCUGAAUUAUGUCACAACGCCAUCUUUUUUGCCUUCUGUACUGAUUGGUCUAUUGAAUAGUGUUCUCCAUGCUCCCUUGUUAUUUUAUGUACAAGUCCCUUUAAAGCUAGUUGCAAAGUAGCUCUUCUGUUGUUUCCUUUCUCCUUAAUAACUGUAGAAUCUCAGUGUUAUUUAGUGAAACCUUCAUCUUUAGUCAUCAGCUCAUUGUAUAUAGAUGUAUUUUGUCUGUUAAAACAAAUUGCUAGUUUUCAGCCGCAGAAAUUACAAUCCUGAGUUCAAGUCUUGUGACUUAAAAUUUUGAGUUGAAAGAUUUAGCGUAUUGAUCAAAUCAAGGUUUAUUUCAAGAAAUAAAAUUAAUUUACAAGGAAUAUUCAUGCUAAUAUAUUUGAGUUGACUCUUCAUUCCUCAAACAUGUAACAGGAAAUGUGUCAUAUAUUAGUUGAAUGGAUCAAAAAACAAUUUGUUGAGUUGAUUUAAAAAUAGAAAUAAAGUGAUUUAGUUAUUCUGAAAACUUCAAAAUGGUAAGACACUUGUAUGAUUCUUGUAUGACACUUUGAGGACGGUCCCUAAAAUGUUGUUAUGGUGAAAUACUAAGAGAGAAUCAGUAACAGCUCACCAUUUGUGGCUUUAGCUAACAUCCUAAGUAGAAAUCUUCUGGUUUAUCUCCGACUUUAGACAACUUAGAAUUUUAAGGCAGCAAGUAUAUUUAAGUUAAAGUGCCUUAAUAUUUGUUGUAGUAAUGUUGCUGAAAUGUUUCAAAAGAAACAAUUGGAUUAGAAAUGCUUACUGACUUCUUUGAAAUGUUUUAGCUGUUUUCUUUGCUCCUCUGUUUAGUCUUACGCUGCUGUACUUGUGUUCUGUCCACUUCAUUUAAAACACA
Molecule: messenger RNA, 2463 nt
Organism: Paralichthys olivaceus (Japanese flounder)
Lineage: Eukaryota; Metazoa; Chordata; Actinopteri; Pleuronectiformes; Paralichthyidae
Product: caM kinase-like vesicle-associated protein
Biological process (GO): peptidyl-serine phosphorylation
Cellular component (GO): intracellular anatomical structure
Molecular function (GO): ATP binding; calmodulin binding; calcium/calmodulin-dependent protein kinase activity
Source: RefSeq, a predicted model, not a curated record